GAUGAUUUAUUUACUCAAAAAAAUGAUAUUUGAUAUUAAAAAUACGGGUAGACUCUACAUUUGAAAGCUUUUGUGAAAGAAUAGUGAUCUUGGCGGAGCAACCCACUAUAUGACGUCACAGAUCUUAUGACCUCCAUUGCGGACAUAUUGAUAGAACUGCGAAAAAGUCGUCACAGAUAUCCUGGCAAAAACCUGUAAAUAGCAGUGAUUUUCAACUGGAUAGUAUAUCUUAUAAAGAAGACACAUAAUGACUUCAAGAAAGAAGGUCCUCCUUAAAGUUAUCAUACUUGGUGACAGUGGAGUUGGCAAGACUUCACUCAUGAACCAGUAUGUCAACAAAAAGUUCAGCAAUCAGUACAAAGCAACUAUUGGUGCAGAUUUCCUCACAAAAGAAGUCAUGGUUGAUGACAGAUUUGUCACAAUGCAGAUAUGGGACACUGCUGGGCAAGAAAGGUUUCAGAGCUUAGGUGUGGCCUUCUACAGGGGGGCAGACUGCUGUGUACUGGUCUUUGAUGUCACAUCACCAAAUUCUUUCAAAUCACUGGACAGCUGGCGAGAUGAAUUCCUCAUCCAAGCUAGUCCUAGAGACCCUGAACACUUCCCAUUUGUCGUAUUGGGCAACAAGGUUGACUUGGAUAACAGAAUUGUUUCUGCCAAGAGAUCUCAAAGCUGGUGUGACAGCAAAAACAGCAUCCCAUACUUUGAGACCAGUGCAAAGGAAAGCAUCAAUGUUGAACAGGCCUUCCAAACAAUAGCCAAGAAUGCCCUUGCACAAGAACCUGAUGAUUCAACGUACCAGGAUUUCCCCAGCCAGAUCAAACUUGAUAAUGACAACAAGGGAAAAUCAGAAGGAUGUGCAUGCUGAGGAAUGCCUACAUCAUAUGAUUUACCCCAUAUUUUUAUUUCUUUAUUUCUUUGUUCCUGGUAAUUAUUUUUCUAUUUAUUCUUUUAUUACCUUUUUUUUUUGUUCAGUUGAAAUGUUUGUUAUUCAAAAUUGGAGAAUAUAAUACAUUUCAUUAAGAAUUAUCCCAGCUGUAAAUAAUAGCUUCCCAUUUAAUCAUUCUUAUGUGUUAGAACUCUGUUUUGCCAUUGCAUUAUCUCAAUUAUCACUUCUUUCACAUUCUUUAUAGCAUACUCAUGCAUCACCCUUUUUUCAUUACUUCUCUUUCAUUAGAAUAUGGUGUAUAGCUUUAUUCGGGCUGGCGUAGCAUUAUUUUUACCAAAUGAUCUAUGUUUGUAAUCAUGAUGUAAUACUGUAAAUCUACAAAUGGAACUGUUUUCAGGGGCUUGUAGCAUAUAUUGUAUUGUUUUGACAAUGGCACAGUGCUAUAAGUAAUUUCUAUCUCUAGUCUUGUAAUAUCUUUAAAUGAUAAAUUUUAAAUUUCCAAGAAUAUUUAUGCUCACAAAUCUAGAUUUCAAUCUUCAUCUCAAAUUAAUAUUUUGUGUUUUUGUUCAGUAUGUAUGUGUGUGUUGGGAAGCAUAUUUACAGCUGGGGAAAACAUUUACAUGCAUUGCUACAUGUACUAUAGCAUGUAUCAUGUUUGUUUAUUUUACCCCAUUUAUUAUGUCCUUUUGUAUAAUUACAUGUUAUAUUGUAGAAUAAAUGUAUACUCAUAAAUAAUGUUUUUGGAAAGAAAUCUCAUUCAGUCAGGCGGAAUCGAAAGAAUGAGGGGAAAAUUGUUAUGAAACAGAGCAAAAACAUGAAAAAAAAUAGUCAAAUUACAUUUAUAUUAUAAUGAGGAAUGUGUUGUGAUACUGUAAUUAAUAUUGAUGAUAGGUUGUACAAAGCACACAUUACAUUAUGUACAUGAAUUAAUAAUGUGUUAACGUGAAUGACUGCAAAGAAAUGAAUGAACAUUUAUAUUAAAUACAUGUAAGUAUCUUUGUAAAGGUUGUUUGCCAGAGUUAAUUUCCUCUCUUUAUCUGUUCUCUUGUCUGUACUAUGCUAGUGCAGAAAAUAUAAUUGGUGAAGAGAAGAAUUAAAUCUUCUGUAGCAGAAGAUGAAGUGGUAUAUUAUAAAUACUCCAUUACUCCCUUUAUGCCUCUUUCAAACAUCCCCUUCCUACAAUUAAUGGAUAGUGAUCAUACAAGAUAUUUGCAUGCUUAUGCAAUCAUUAGCGAUUAAUGAAAAAAGUGACCCUGAAAAAAAAAAUCUAAAUAGAUGUAUAAGACAAUAAGGAACAUAUUUCUCUAAACAUGAAUGUAUGUUACCUUAACCCUAAUAUUUGAAUGUUUUGACUUACACUUCUUGGGUUGUAUUGCAUUAUCUAGUGUAUGGGUAGGUUGGUAAAUACUUAUCACAAUGGGCUAUGCUUUUUAAUAUAAUCUGUUGUGAGUUGGGCCAGUGGCUUUCAUAUUGUUUUGUCUGUAAUUGCAUUUUAGUAUAGGAAGUUCCAUGAAGAAAAUAAAAUAUAGACUUUCGGAUACAAGAUUAAUGAUAAUAAUAAAUGCAAUUUAUUAGGCUCCAUAUCCAUCUCGUAAGAGAUGCUCAUUAUAUGACCAUUGCCUUAACAGUUAAUCAUAUUUGACCUAAAACCAUCAGUAAUAAGUUUAGUAUCUUAAUAAUUAAAAAAGAAAAUAUUGUUAUGUUGUAUGUUUUAUGUAAUUUUACAGGAGAUUAUCUACGUUGAGUUUUUUCCUAGCGCAGUUCUCUAGCAUCUGUAGGCUGUUGUGAGUCAGCCAAUAAUACCAGCCAUUGUAGGGAAUUUUGCACAUGUGUUUUUUGACAAAUAAGACAAACCUGUCUGAAUGUAUAUAAAAGUGAUUUUAAUUGAUAUUAAAACAACAGCAAAAUGGAAGAUAUACAGUGAGUCCCACAAAAAAGGAAACCCAUUUUCAGAGAAAGAUUUCACAAUUAUUAAAUUUGGUUUUACUAUAAAUUUGAUACUCGUGGCAAGAGUGGUAUCUCAUCUCUAAUUUGAAACCAACAGCUUAGCAUAUUGUUCACGCAUGGCAGAUUACAAACAAAUACUGAAGCUUAUCAGUAACAAUUUGUGCAGAAACUCACGUGUGAAUCUGAAUCAACUCUCAUUUCAGUGAUCAGUUAGAGAAUCUUAUCAAAGAAUAAAAAGAAAUGCUAAUGAGCCAUUCGUCGAAUAAGCACGUUUGUCGUAUCACGAUCCAAUCUUCAAAAUCGUUUUGCUCCUUAAUGCAUGAGUGUUCGUCACAUAUUAGGUAUCAAAAUAAAGAGGAAUAACUGAAUAUGAUUAUGUAAAUUAUAUAUCAUAAUUUUAUUUGCAUUUGAAGAAAAAAAGACAUGGGAAUCUUGGUUUCCUUUUUUCUGGGACACACUGUUUAGUGUUAUAAGAAUUGGAAGUUUUGAAGCUAGAAUGAGAUCAAGACUGAAUACAUCAUAUGUACUCAUUACACUUUAAAUUUCUUUAAAGUGGUAAGAUGCACUUCUUUAAUUUCUAUUUCUCUUUUAUUAUUUUAUUUCAUUUUAUUUACAUCUUGACACAGAAUGGUAGAUGUGUAUCUGAUUGGUACUUGCUUGAUACUUGUAAUUGAGUACAUGUCGACUUGAGAAUAGGUGCAAUACAUGUUCAAGCAGAGGAAACAAACAGUUCUUAAUCUGGUCUUAAUGAAAUAAUUAUUCUAUCAAUUAUUCAGUUAAUCCAUUUAUAGAUGGUUUCUAAUAGAAUUUAUUUCAGUUCUAUGAUUUUGGUAAUAUUUUUUAGUGUUAUUAUGCAGAAGAGUAUGUGAGAUGAAUGUAAUUAUGAGCAAAAAGGGUUUUAUUAAUUAACAUUCCACUUACAAUGUUAAAGUAAAUUUACGAUAUUCAAAAAAAUAAAAAUUAGUAUGUUAUGGAAGGAUUGGUAUUGAAAAUGACCAUUAUAAACAUAACUCUGGAUUCAAUACUCAAUAUUGAUCAUGUUAGAAUGUCUUCAAACAUUUAUAUUGAGAGGGAAAAAAUGAACUGAAAACUAUUCCCACUUAUAUUUCAGUGGUAAAUUUGAAAAACAUACCAAGUAUGUCUAAUACUGUGAUAGUUUUAAGGGCUUUAGAAUGUACCAAUUUGUAUAAAUACAUGUAUACUAUGCUGUGUACAGAUAAUGUGCUAUAUUAUAUACUUAACAACAAAUGAAGAUUUGAUUGUAAUUUCUAUGUUUGUACUUUUCCUGUGCUUUGGAUUAACUACUUCAAAACGCUCUAUGUAAAGAAAGAUUUCAAUAUUAAUGACACACCUUCAUUUGAUGGAGAGUUAUAUAGAACAUGAACAUAUCCGGAGGAUGUUUCAUAAAGCUGUUCGUUAAGUUACGCACGACUGGAACAUGUUCCUAGGUCAAAAAUCAAUUACAUAGGGAUAUCACAUAGCACAAGAAAGGAUCACCAGUCAUGUGUUAAGUCAUUCAUAUCUUACAAACAGCUUUAUGAAACACCCACCUGGCACCACAAAAGGCCUAUUUGAUUUCUGCCUAUGUCAAGGUAUAGAGGUUUUCAUGGAGAACAUUACCUACAAUUUGCCGUGUUAAUGGAUCAGUGUAAAAUCAUAAUAGUGUAAAAUAAAUUACCAUUGAUGUCCCAAGCUGCCCUGACCCUAUUGCCUGUGACGAUAUGAAGUCAACCUUUCGCUUACUUACUUUGUAUUACACAGGGAGGAUGUAUAAAUCUGGAUUAAAUAAAAUUAUGUAAUAGUGAAAAAAAUA
Molecule: messenger RNA, 4646 nt
Organism: Lytechinus pictus (painted urchin)
Lineage: Eukaryota; Metazoa; Echinodermata; Echinoidea; Temnopleuroida; Toxopneustidae
Product: ras-related protein Rab-7a-like
Exons: 5
Coding region: 248-865 (205 amino acids)
Biological process (GO): phagosome-lysosome fusion; endosome to lysosome transport
Cellular component (GO): late endosome; phagocytic vesicle; lysosome
Molecular function (GO): GTP binding; GTPase activity
Source: RefSeq, a predicted model, not a curated record